Messenger RNA from Frieseomelitta varia, 1176 nucleotides. RefSeq names its product procathepsin L-like. Gene Ontology annotation, molecular function: cysteine-type endopeptidase activity. The record is from RefSeq and is a predicted model, not a curated record. Gene Ontology annotation, biological process: immune response. The transcript is spliced from 7 exons. Lineage: Eukaryota; Metazoa; Arthropoda; Insecta; Hymenoptera; Apidae. Gene Ontology annotation, cellular component: lysosome. Bases 106 to 1134 code for a protein of 342 amino acids.
AAAAGGAGCGAGCGCUUUUCUUUAGUCUGGAGUAACGGCUAUUUUACCUUGAUUAUUUGGUGCUGUGCGACGAGUCCUGUCAGUUAUUGAUAUAAUUUUAAAAUCAUGAAGACAUUUUUGCCUUUAAUUGCAAUAGUAUUUGCUACGACACAGGCUUUACCUUUUACCGAAUUGACUCAUCAAGAAUGGGCAUCAUUUAAGAUGGAACAUAAUAAAACAUAUAAAAAUGAUAUUGAGGAGAGAUUCAGAAUGAAGAUAUUUAUGGACAAUAAAUAUAAAAUAGAUAAACAUAAUGAGGAUUACGAAAUGAAAAAAGUUUCGUAUAAAUUAAAGAUGAAUAAGUAUGGUGACUUGCUACAACAUGAGUUCGUGAAUACAUUAAACGGUUUUAAUAAAUCCAUAAGUACUCAAUUAAGAUCUGAAAGACCUCUGAUUUGUCUUGUAUUUUCUCCAUCAAAAAAUGUAUUACCAACCAAAAUGGAUUGGAGAGAACACGGCGCUGUAACUCCCGUUAAAGAUCAAAAACAAUGUGGAUCAUGUUGGGCAUUCUCUGCAACUGGCGCUUUAGAGGGACAACAUUUUCUACGAACGGGAGUUCUAGUUUCUUUAAGUGAACAAAAUUUAAUUGAUUGCUCUGGAAAAAACGGUAAUCAUGGAUGCAAUGGAGGAGCAACGGCUGUAGCUUUCCAAUAUAUUCAAGACAAUGGAGGUUUAGAUAAGGAAGCUAAUUAUCCAUAUGAAGCUAAAAAUGAUAAUUGCAGGUAUGAUGCGGUAAAUAAAGGUGCCAGUGAUAAUGGCUUUGUGUGCAUUCCAGUAGGGGAUGAGCAAAAGCUUAAAGCAGCAGUUGCUACUAAGGGGCCAGUUUCUGUUGCUAUUGAUGCUUCUCAUCAGUCUUUCCAAUUUUAUUCUGAAGGAAUCUAUUAUGAACCAAAGUGCUCUUCACAAAAUUUGGACCAUGGAGUAUUAGUAGUGGGAUAUGGAACUGAUGAAAAUGGUCAGGAUUAUUGGCUAGUAAAGAAUAGUUGGAGUGAGGCAUGGGGUAACAAUGGGUAUAUUAAAAUGGCUAGAAAUAAACAGAACCAUUGUGGUAUCGCUACCGAUGCUGUCUAUCCUCUUGUUGGAUCCAAAGGAUAAUUUAUUAAAAUUUUUAUAAAUAUUUUGAGAAUGCAAAUAAAA